AUGCCGGUGGUGAUUGAGCGAAAACGCUGUGCAAUUAUUGGCGCAGGAGUUUCAGGUCUGCCAAGUGCUCGGUAGGCAAAAAAACUCCCAAAAAAUACGGCUUACUUUCAUGAAUAACAUGUUUAUUUCGCAGAUGGGCCAAAGCCUACGGAUAUGAGCCGGUAAUCUUCGAACUGAGGGACAAUGUGGGCGGAUUAUGGUACUAUCAAGAGCAGGAGACCGAGUGUAAGUCAAAUGCAGCCAAAAUCCGGAUAAAAUUUUUGGAUACUUUUUGAUACUUUUUGAUACCUUUCCGGAAAAAACCUUGAAAAAGAUAAAUUUUUGAUCUCCUUUGAUUUUUUUGAGCAAAAAAUGUUUGUUUCUACGAAAAAAUCGAUUUUUUAGAAAAAUGUUUUUCGAUAAUUUUGGAUACUUUUCGCCAAAAUUUCUUCUUUUCAGUCUCCUGUGUGAUGAAGAAGACAAUCAUGAACACCUCGAAGGAGAUGAGCGCCUAUUCCGACUUCCCUCCGCCCGCCGACACUCCGUGGUUCAUGACGAAUAAACGUGGGUUCUGUUAUCACUCUGUCGGGAAAAUAAUGAGCACCCCGUGGCAUCAAAAAUCGCAUCACCGCCGAGAAAAUGACUCAUGUCGCUGCAAAAUCAAAUUGCUUUUCAUUUCAACGAGCGAUUGCCGUUGCGACAGAGUGCCCAUUAUUUUUCCGACAAAACCGCAAAAAAAUCAAAAAAAAUGUUUACAGGAAUGCAUCAAUAUCUGCAAGACUAUGCGCACCACCACGACCUGAUCAAGCAUUGUCGCUUCAAUCAUCGGGUAAUUCGAGUGGAGAGAGCGCCGGAUUUCGAAGAAAGUGGCGAAUGGAUUGUCGAGUAUGAGGAUGGGUAGGCGACUAUCCACGUACAACUCGAGACAUAAAGCUCACUUUUACAUAAUAUUGCAUAAAUAUACUCCUUGUAUACAUGCGUAUUUAAUCAAACUUCCAAAUUUCAGGAAUGAAAACAGAAACGUUGAGGUCUUUCAAACAGUGCUGAUCUGCACUGGCCGCCAGUCCAUUCCGUUCAUGCCAAGGGAAUACCCAGGGCAGAGGAAUUUCAAAGGAAACAUUAUCCAUUCGAAGCAAUUCAAGGUGAGAUCAUUAUGUUAAAAAUUUUAUGGCAAAAAUUACCUUGGCCUACAGUCUACACUUACCAUGUCUUAAUUUCUUCCGGUACGAUGCGACAUAGUGCUCACUGUUUCCCCGACAGACUGACACAACAAACAAAAAAUUUUUUGAUCCUUUGCGAUUCGUUAUACAGAGGUUUCACUGUAUAUCUGAGACGCUUUUUUCAGGACGCCUCCAAAUUUGCGAACAAGCGCGUCCUAAUCGUUGGCCUUGGGAAUUCCGGCACCGACGCCGCUUCGGAGGUGGGCCAAGUGGCCAAGAAAUGCUUUCUCAGCACCCGACGGGGAGCUUGGAUCUUGCAUCGGACCAUAAAUGGAACGCCGAACGACUUCUUCAGCAACCGGCGGAUCAUGGACUACAUGAAGAGGACGUUGGGCCGAGAAUUCCAUGCCUUUGUCAUGGAGAGGGUCUUCAGAAAUUGUUUCGACCAAAGAAUCUUCGGAUUAAAGCCCGAACAUCGCGCUUACAAUCAGAAUCCUAUCCUGGUAAGAACUAGUUUCGAAAAAUGAUUAUUUUUAAGGAAAAGUGUUUUUGAGGAAGAAAAUGCGAUCAAAAAGUAUUCAAAAGUAUCGAAAUCUGCCUAAAAUGGCCUUUAGUUACAAUUCAAAGCAAUAAAAACAAAAAAAAUUACCAAGAUUUCAAACGAUCAAAAUCAAAUUUUUAUCGGAAAAAGCGAUCAAAAAGUAUCGAAAAGUAUCCAAAUCUGCUUAGUAUGGCUUUUGAACAUGACUACAAUGACACUUGGGAAAAUUUGAAGAGGAUUUUUUUUCAACGAUUUCAAGAGCCCAAAAUCGAUUUUUUGUCCGACAAAGUUAGCAAAAAGUAUCCAAAAGUAUCCAAAUGUGCUUGAAAUGGCUUUUCAACAUGAUUAUAUGUAAUUUUUUCGAAGAUUUCAAAAGCUAAAUAUCUAAUUUUUGUCGGAAAAAUGCUAUCAAAAGGAAUCAAAAAGUAUCCAAUCAGCUUAAAAUAGUUUCCAAACCUGACAGUGGCGAAACUUGGCAUACUUUGAAGAGAAAAUUUUUCGAAGAUUUCAAGAGCUCAAAAUCUAAUUUUGGUCGGAAAAUUGCGAUCAAAAAGUAUCCAAAGGUAUCCAACUCUGCUUAAAACAGUUUUUGAACCUGACAGUGGUGAAACUUGGCAAAGUUUGAAGAGAUUCUUUUUUGACAUGUCAAGAGCUCAAAGUCAAAUUUUGGUCCGAAAAAGUGAUCAAAAAGCGUCGCAAAGUAUCCAAUUUGCUUAAAAUAGUUCUUUAACCUCGAACAAAUGAACGAUUUUCAAACCAAAAAAUUCUUUUUUUGAAUCUAUUUUUCAGAUCUGCGAUGAGCUGCAACUCCGUCUAGCCGCCGGCCAAGUCGCACUCAAGCCAGCGAUAAAGUCAUUCUCCGGAAAUUCCGUCCAAUUCGCCGACGGUUCAUCGGAACAGAUCGAUGAGGUUGUGAUGGCGACCGGAUUCAGUUACUCCUUCGAUUAUCUGGAGAGCGGCAAGAUCAUUCCGACCAAGGAUGACGAACUUGGACUCUACAAGAACAUGUUCCCAUUGAGUUUGAUGGACUCGAAAAAGGGGACCACUCUGGCGGUGAUUGGAAUGCUACAGGUGAGGGGGAUAUUAUACAGGACCUCCAUAUAACGAAGAUCGUCUAUUAUCAGUCUGUCGGGAAAAUAAUGAGCAUAAUGUCGCUGCGCUGAUCUCGUCGCUGAAGUAAAAAGCAAUUUUAUUUUCUCGGCGGCGACGCGAUUUUGGAUGCGGCAGAGUGCUCAUUAUUUUCCCGACAGACUGAUACGUAGACGGUUUCUUACCCAUCCUCGUGCUCAGGAUGGGUGUGUGACCCAAAAUAAUAAUGUGGAUUUGUCGCGCCUUGGAACCGUCCAUCGUCGCUUCGCGACGGCUAUUCGCGGCUGGGGACUGGUUUCCGGAGCCUCGAUGCGUGGCAAAUUAAAUAUGAAACGGGCCGGAGGGGGUAAAAACCGAGUCCAGCCACAUCUGUGGAAGAUAUUUUAUUAUUAUUUUGGGUCACCUAAGCAUUAGGAUCGGUAAGGGACCGUCGACGUAUCAGUCUGUCGGGAAAAUAAUGAUCAUUCUGUCGCCUCGGAAAUCGCACCGCCGUCGAGGAAAUGAAUUGUGUCGCGGAGAAAAUAAAAUUUCUUUUCACUUCAGCGACGAGAUCGGCGCAGCGACAUACUACUCAUUAUUUUUCCGACAGACUGAUAUAGUGGAGUCUCUUUACAACAAAACCUUUCUAUGCAUUACAAACAAUUUCAAAUGCUCCAGUGGUCAAUUUUAGACAGAAAUGAGCCUCUGUAGAACGAAACCUUUCUAUAACAAACAAUUUUUUGAUAUUUCAAAAAAAAAUUAUUUUUUUUCCAGCUAAGUGGCGCAAUAAUGUGUGCGAUGGAGAUGCAGUCUCGAGUGUUUUUCGAAGUGAACGCCGGCAACAUUCGGCUUCCCUCCAAGGAUACGAUGACUGCGGAAGUUGAGCGCAACCGAAGCCUUCGAAGAGAGCUCUAUUUGAAUGCUCGCGCCAGCUACACGAAGGUCUCGUAUCUUGAUUACAUGCGAGAAAUGGGACAAUUAAUCGGCUGUUAUGCCAGCCCGUUCAAGACACUCUUUUCGGACCCCUAUCUGGCCUAUCGCCUUGUAUUUCACCCCGAUUUGCCCUAUUCCUAUCGUCUUGUAGGGCCACAUGCAUGGCCAAAAGCAAGGGAAAUGA
Messenger RNA from Bursaphelenchus xylophilus (pine wood nematode), 3865 nucleotides. The record is from the annotation of a GenBank genome assembly. NCBI's taxonomy places the organism in Eukaryota, Metazoa, Nematoda, Chromadorea, Rhabditida, Aphelenchoididae.